UUGAAGAGAGAGAAACUAGUUACCUUGAAGGGUUUUUGAGGAGAGAGAAAGGGGGGUUUCAGGGCUGAAUUCCUAGGGUUUUUGAGGAUUUAUUUUUGUGUUCAUGGUGUAAUUCUGGUUUUUUUGUGGAGGUUUUGGUGAAUAAUUAGAGAAUUGGAGUUUUGUGGUGAUUUUGAGGUUUGUUGAUCUGGUUUUUUAAUGGUGAUUAUGUGGUUGAAAGGGUGGCUUGAUAUGUUGUUUUAAGGGAUUGAGGGGUUUGAAUUUCGUGUGUGUUUGGAUCGGGGGUUGAUUGGCGAAGAAAUUAUGCAAUCUAUUAUGAUAAAAGGAAUGAUCCCGUUUUAUAAGGAUAAGCGUGGGGGCAGGAAUGCAGGAUGCUGGGGUAUUUGUUUGAUCUUCUAAAAUUUAUGGGAAUUUGAAGAUGACUAUAAUGUGCAAGGUCAAUCUGUAGAAGAAGAGAUGUUUCCUUUGGCUGUUUCGUGAAAUUGGGUAGUGCCUGUGUGGAAUGCAGUCGAAAAGAAAGAUGAUGGAUUAUGGAUUAAGAGGUUAUUGGGCUCCAACCACUCCUCGAGCUUUGAGAUCAGCUAGGGGCAAGCGAGUUGGUCUGAGAAAGAAAGUAGUUGAAGGAUGUGAUGAAUUUGGCUCCUUUGAAUUGCUGGCCUCUGUUGCUGGUCAGAUAUUGCAAGAGAAAGAAGCCUGUCAAGGUCUGGAAAGUAAAACUAGUGAAACUCAUAUUGGUCUUGAAUCAAAAGAUUAUUUUGGCACAAACAACAUGGAGAAGCAUACAAAUAAUGUGGCUAAUGCAACAGUGAAACAAGAACAGUCAAGCAGUGAGGAGAACUUUGACAUAGGUCCUUGUUGUCCAAGAAGUUAUGCAGAUAUUCAUGCCUCCAAGGCCUCUAGGUCUACUUCAACUGUCACCAAAUCCUAUAGUUUUCGACAAGUCCCUGGUGGAGAGAGUGCCACAGAGUUGCGGGUGUGUAGUCUGUCUAAUUUUGAGAAGAAAUCAGACACUACUUCAACCGAAGAUAAUUGGGACUCAAAACGAUCGGUUGUAGUUGGAAGUGAAGAUGGGUAUGCAAAUCUUUCUGAUGAGAGUGUCUUUUCUGCAAAGAAUGUAGCGAAAAAGGAGAUGGGCUUUGUGGAAUCUCAUGAAGGCAAAGGAGAGAAUGAAAUUGGUGAAAGUAUGGGGCAGUGGAAGGAAAAUUAUUUUAAAAUCGAGAAAAUGGAGGAUGGGUUAGAGAGCAAGGGUGGUGAUUCCAUGGAUCUGGAGGUCAAAACCCCUCCUAUAGACUUUCGUGCAGCACCUCUGCCGGCAACUGUGGGGAAAGCCCACAUAUGUAAAGAUGAUGACGAAAAUUCUUCCCGGUGUAAUGAUCCCAGGACACUACCUAUGAAGUCCUUCAAGGCUUCAUAUCGGAGAGAUCGUAAGCAUAGGAAAUCGGUAGCUUCAAGGUUCCGAAAAGUGGUACCACAAGCAUCAUCUAAUGUACAUGAUUGUUCUGUCUCUGGUGUUCAUUCUGAGACCAAAGAUAUAGCAAAUGAUCCUCAACAUUACUGUAGCAAGGGAAGCAACACACGCCAGAAAAAAUCAAGAUUGCCCCCUUCAAAAAUGAGAAGGUUGUUUGAAGGAAAUGCAUUUUGUGCAUCUGGUUCUGACAGAAAGGAUGUAAAUAGAGAGCCUUCCUCUGCAGAUGGACGAUUGCAUGAUAAAUCAAUUCCUUCACCCAUAGAUUCUUCUCCUGCAGAGGGUGGAAAGUCAUCCAAGAGACCUGGUGAAUCUAAAGUGAAAUUGAGCAUCAAGUCCUUCACAGUACCCGAUCUCUUUGUUGACAUGCCUGAAACUGCAACUAUUGGCGCUUUGAAGAGGGCUGUCAUGGAGGCUGCAAUUGGAAUGCUCGGGGGUGGCCUAAGGGUUCGUGUACUCCUUCAUGGGAAGAAGGUCUUGGAGGAGGGAGAAACACUCCUCCAAGCUGGUAUCUCUCAUGGUUGUGAAAUGGAUGCUGUUGGGUUCAUGUUGGAACCAGAUCAGGUGUCCUCACGAGGGUCUCCUGAAGACCCCUUGUUCUUGCUCUCCUGUGCCGAAACUCAGCCAUUGUCACUGUAUCCAAUGACUGCUGCUUCAGCUCCAGGUGAAAGAAAUUCGGACUGUCUUAAAGGAAGGUCCAGCUCAGCGAGUGGGAAUUCAGUUCCCUCAAUGACAGCCGAGCAGACUUCUAUGGAUCCAAUCAAGUGGGAGGAAAGUGAUUAUGAUUCGGUUCCAUCAUCAGCAGUGGGCCCUGAUUCUGGAGCCCUUAUAGUUCUUCCGCCUGUAAAUAUGGAUGAUGUGGAAGGACUCGCUUUGGUGCCUGUAAAUUGCAAGCACCGGGGUUCUGAGCUUGUGAAGAGGCGUAUACGUAGACCUUUCUCUGUCGUUGAAGUGGAGGCCCUUGUCCAAGCGGUUGAGAAGCUUGGGACUGGCAGGUGGCGGGAUGUCAAAUUGCAUGCUUUUGAUCAUGCGAAGCACCGAACAUAUGUUGACCUAAAGGAUAAAUGGAAGACUUUGGUUCACACUGCCAAGAUCUCUCCACAUCAGAGGCGUGGAGAACCAGUUCCUCAAGACCUCUUGGACCGUGUCCUGAGUGCUCAUUCUUAUUGGAGCGAGCAGCAAAACAAGCAACAACAGGCAGAGGAAGGUUCUAACUGCAUGCUCAUGAGAGAGCUCGCAAUGGAAGCCUGACAUUCGAUUCUUCCCUCUUCCUUUCUUUCACCGAAUAUCUUGUAUCUCAUCGAUUCUUUGCCCCUCUCACUUCCCUUUUAUUCUCGUUGGGGAAAAGAGAGGUUGGCCUGUACAAAGAACCAAAUGCUCUCUGAACACUAACAUGAAUUCGCCGAAAUCUCAAAAGUGUGAAGGCACAGGUAAGUGCACCUCUGUAAAUUGGCUGGAAAAGCAAAAGCAUGCAUGAGGCAAUCUGUUUGAUAUGUGUGUUUGUCUCCUGACUGUAAAAGAUCAGAAAUCUUGCUUUUGUCUAAAAUUUAAAGUAUUUGUACACUCAUUUUUAAGUCAGUUAAAUCUCUCUCUCUAUGAUA
Messenger RNA from Amborella trichopoda, 3066 nucleotides. Its product is annotated as telomere repeat-binding protein 5. Lineage: Eukaryota; Viridiplantae; Streptophyta; Magnoliopsida; Amborellales; Amborellaceae. The record is from RefSeq and is a predicted model, not a curated record.